AGAGAGACAUGAGCCCAUAAACACAACUCUCUACGUUGUGCGUAACUAGCAGAGCCACGAUGUCCCUUAUUACAGCAACACCACAGGCGCCGCCUGGUAUCGGUAGCCAAGAGUCUGCUCCCAAAACAGAGAUCAACUCGGUUGACAGCAUUGAUGGCUUAAUCGUCAACCGCGCCGUUGCCGCCCCAUUCAAGCCCUUACUUGCAUAUCCCGGGACAGACGGCAAGUAUGUCUACUACACCGCUAGAGAGUUGGACCUCUUCGUGGACCAAGUUGCAAAGUAUUAUGCGCAAUCUGGCUUUGUCCCACAGUCCGGCCGAGGCGAAUCGGAAGUAGUAGCUCUUCUUGGCCCGUCGGACCUCGACUACAUCAUUACGAUGCUAGCUCUGACCCGAAUCGGGUUUUCCGUCCUCCUCCUCUCAAUUCGAUUGUCUAUAGACGCCCACACGGCUCUCCUCGACCAGACGGGAUGUCGCAGGAUCAUACCCGCCUCGAGCUUCGCAGAGACUGUUGGCGAAAUUGCCGAAAGAUAUAGCAUUACGCAGGUCCCCAUGAUAGACAGCUCCGUCUAUAGCAAAACAGACACAGCAGGUGGUCGCUUUCAACGACCCGUUGAAAUUGAAGAUGAGUCGCAAAAAAUUGCAUUCAUCGUCCAUUCGUCCGGCUCUACCGGACUUCCGAAACCGAUAUAUCAUAACCACCGAUGCUGUCUCACGAACUUCUCCGUCGGCAGCGGCAUGAGAGCAUUUGUCACAUUGCCCCUGUACCACAAUCACGGACUGGCGACGUUCUUUCGGGGCGUCACAUACUCUGUUCCGACCGCAUUCUUUAACGCAAAUCUGCCGAUGACACACGAUCAUCUCGUAGCCGCCAUAGAGCAAUUCGGCCCCCAGAGCCUCCACUGCGUCCCGUAUGCGAUCAAGCUUCUCGCAGAGAGCGAGCGCGGCAUCGGCCUGAUGAAGCGAUGCAAGCUUGUCUCGUUCGGCGGAAGCGGGUGUCCCGACGAGCUCGGGGACAGGCUAGUCAAGGCUGGAGUCUACCUAGUCAGUCAUUACGGCGCUACCGAGAUGGGGCAACUCAUGAUAUCUUUCCGAAACGAAGACGACAAGGAGUGGAAUUAUUUGCGACCCCUCCCCAAGGUUGCACCAUAUCUCCGCUUCGUCCCUACGGGCGAGGGCCUAUAUGAGUGCGUCGUUCUCGACGGCCUGCCGACGAAAGUCUGCUCGAACUCGGACGAACCACCGAACUCGUUCCAUACGAGAGACACGUUCAUCCCUCACCCGACAAUCCCCAACGCCUGGAAGUACAUCGGCCGCUUGGACGACCGCGUCACGCUCGUCAACGGCGAGAAGGUCCUGCCGAUUCCGUUCGAACACCGGCUCCGACAGAACGAGCUCGUCGAGGAGGCGCUCAUCUUCGGCGUGGGGAAGGCGUUUCCCGGCCUGCUGAUAUUCCCGAGCGAGAGGGCCCGGGCCAUGAGCCGCGGCGAGCUCCUGGACGCGCUCCAGCCUGCGCUCGCGGCGGGCAACGAGGCCGCGGAGAAAUUCGGGCGGAUCCCGCGGGACAUGGUGGAGGUUCUGCCGUGCGGCACGGCGUACCCGCGCACGGAUAAGGGCACAAUCAUCCGAGCAGCGGCGUACAAGGCCUUCGAGGCCAUCAUCGAGGCCGUCUACGUGCGGUUCGAGACGCACGACGACGCCCGCGACGGCGCCCGCAAGGCUCUCGAUCACCCUGCGCUCGUUGCGUACCUGCUCGAUAUCUUCUCCCGCGAGAUCGGCGUCAAGGGGCUGGCUGAGGAUACCGACUUCUUCGAGCGCGGCACUGAUAGCCUCAUGGCCGUAGCGGCCCGGGCUAGGAUCAUGCGCGAGAUCGAUAUCGGCGGCUCGACCUUGAGCAACAACGUCGUCUUUGAACAUCCGUCCGUGAGGAAGCUCGCGUCUCAUCUAUAUUCGCUGAGGACAGGAAAGGAGUUGGCUCAAGUUGACGAGAUCUCGUUGAUGUCCCGCUUAAUCGCUAAAUACUCGGGCUUCCCCCAGUUUGCUCCUAGUAAUUCGAAGCCUGACGGCGAGGUCGUGUUGCUCACCGGAGCAACCGGAUCACUUGGGGCGCAUAUCCUAUCACAGGUUGUAUCGCUGCAGCAUGUUAGAAAGGUAUACUGCUUGGUCCGGUCGAGAACACCAGAGGAGGCCCAGUCCCGUGUCGUGUCAAGCCUCGAAUCUCGAGGGGUUUUCGUCCCCACUAUCCUGGAUAAAGCUGUCUGUCUACCUAGCGAUUUCAGUCAGGAGUCUCUCGGCCUCGAUCCGUCAGCCUUAGAGGACAUCCGGUCCACUUUGACGACUGUGAUCCACAGCGCAUGGAUGGUAAACUUCAACGUCAGCCUUGGUAGCUUCGAGCGUUCGUGCAUAGCUGGCGUGCACAACAUAAUCAGACUCUGCCUCCAAGUCCCUUUUGAGAAACCAGCCCGGUUCUUCUUCGUCUCCUCUAUAUCGGCUGCCGCGGGCACGCCUCUCCCAGCCACUAUCCGUGAAGCUCACAUAGAGGACGUACGCCAUGCUCAGAAUAUGGGAUAUGCGAGGUCAAAAUUGGUCACGGAGCAUAUUAUCCGAGCAGCGACAAAGAGUACAGGCAUACACGCAAGGGUCCUGCGGACCGGUCAGUUGAUGGGAGACGCGCAGAAUGGCCUUUGGAACCAGACCGAGGCAAUCCCUCUCAUGAUUCAAAGUGCUACGACGAUGGGGGUUCUUCCGACCCUAGACGAGACUCCUUCCUGGCUACCAGUAGACAAGUGCGCUUCGGCGAUCCUCGAGCUCUCUGGCCUUAGCAUCACAGCGAGGGACGAGCUGUCCGAGAACUUCGAUGAGGUCUACCACGUGCUGAACCCGACACUGUUCUCAUGGAGCAGCGAGCUACUGCCCGCGCUGAGGGCCGCCGGGCUCAAGUUCGAGAUCGUACCACAGCGCGAAUGGGUCCGGCGGCUGCGCGAGGACGAUCAGGGCCCCCAGAAGAAUCCGACCGUCAAGCUGCUCGACUACUACGUGGAAAAGUACGACAACGACGCGGCGGGCCGGAGCGCCCUUGCGUUUGAGACGCAGACUACCGCCAAGUACUCUGAGACCAUUAAACAGGGGUUCGAUAUCAUCGGCAGCGGUAUCUUGCAGAAGUGCUUGGAUAAUUGGCAACUGUCAUGGGGCAAACAGUAGGCAAGUUGCCGUACAGCGGGCACCUGAGUCCGUCUU
Durotheca rogersii is the source of this 3236-nucleotide messenger RNA. RefSeq names its product L-aminoadipate-semialdehyde dehydrogenase. NCBI's taxonomy places the organism in Eukaryota, Fungi, Ascomycota, Sordariomycetes, Xylariales, Xylariaceae. Gene Ontology annotation, molecular function: phosphopantetheine binding. The record is from RefSeq and is a predicted model, not a curated record. The coding region runs from base 60 to 3200 and encodes 1046 amino acids. The transcript has 5 exons.